This is a messenger RNA of Drosophila serrata, 711 nucleotides long. RefSeq lists its product as uncharacterized. The record is from RefSeq and is a predicted model, not a curated record. Lineage: Eukaryota; Metazoa; Arthropoda; Insecta; Diptera; Drosophilidae.
UUUCAUUUCUUUGAAGCAUCACGAACAAAAUUUUGUAUCUUUGCCUGUAAAUUUGUAUAAUUCUAGAAGAGUGAUUCGUAUUUUCAAAAAAGAUCAGAUAAUGGAGACCGUUUACAUAUUUUCGAUAUUCGUAUCAAUCUUCUUUCACUGCAUGGGUCUCUUCUACUGUCCUUUAGAGGCUUCCGCUGAUAGCUUUGUGUUCAUAGUUAUGGCCCCAAUGUUCCUGAACAAAUUGAAGGUGAAGAACGGUGAAGAGCUCCCGAAAUAGGCUGGACAGAUCACCGAGUGUGUGAUCCUUUGUCUGUUGAUGCAAGUCCUCCUUAUUACGAUUUGGUUCCCCAUCCACCAUGUAAUCCAGAUCCUGGUGGAUUCAAUAUGCAAUCAACAUCGCAAUGUUUUUCGAUUCAAGUUAGUUGACCAGAUCCAAGCAUAUGCAGCCUGUGUGGCCGUGCUUGCCAUUGAAUUGGGAGUGAUUCUCAGGACAUUCGAGAUCGAGGAUGUUCAGAGAUUCUUUGGGUGUAAGGACGACUUGCUCUCGGAAAGCACCCUUGCAAUUGUGGCACAACAGCAGAAGGUCGUACAGCGCAGAGAGAUGAAAAUGCGAAGAAAGUGAUGAUGAACGAGAUUACAAUUAAAGCGUAAAUUAUUAUACCUAUUUGGCAAAUAUAUAUUUCGGACGAUAACCAGUGGUAGUCAGAAUCAGUCCCAAAC